AUGGAGGCACUACGGCUGCGGCUGGCACAGCCCGGUGCCUUUGGCAUUCGGCUGGUCACCAAUCCGCAGGUGGUCCAGCUGGCAGCCAAUGGCGGGUUCGACGCACUCUUUAUCGACCUGGAGCAUUCGACACUGUCCGUCAACGAUGCCAGCCAACUGAGCAUGGCUGGCCUGUAUGCAGGGAUUACGCCCUUCGUUCGGGUCCCAUACCAGUGCGGCGACGGCUUCGUGCAACGCGUCCUGGACGGGGGGGCCAUGGGUGUUGUUUUCCCCCAUAUUCAUGACAGAGAGGAUGCCAUCGCUGCCGUCUCCAUCUCCAAAUACCCCCCGGCUGGCAAGAGGUCGAUGACGGGACAACUUCCAUACUUCUCUCUCAAGCCGACGCCGGCCGAGGUUUUCGUCGGGGAGAACAACGCUAAGGCAUCGUCGGUGUUCGUCAUGAUGGAGACGCGCGAAAGCAUCAAGAACGCAGACGAAAUCGCCUCGGUGGAAGGGGUCGACGUCCUCCUGAUCGGCUCGAACGAUCUGGCAACCGAGUUGGGCGUCCCGGCCCAGUUCACGAGUGACGAGUUCCGGUCGGCUGUGGAGGCCGUGAGCCAGGCGUGCAAGAAGCACGGUAAGAUAUUUGGUCUGGCUGGGAUUUACGAGAAUGCCGAGUUACAUGACUGGGCGUUAAACAAGCUGGGGGCUGGAUUCGUCUUGGUACAGCAGGAUUCUGGGAUUCUGGCUAGAGCGGGAAAGGAAUGUGCUGAGGCAAUCACGAAGCUUACUGGACGUUAGGACUCUCUCGUAC
Phialemonium atrogriseum is the source of this 793-nucleotide messenger RNA. Its product is annotated as Pyruvate/Phosphoenolpyruvate kinase-like domain-containing protein. Gene Ontology annotation, molecular function: aldehyde-lyase activity. Gene Ontology annotation, cellular component: cytoplasm. NCBI's taxonomy places the organism in Eukaryota, Fungi, Ascomycota, Sordariomycetes, Cephalothecales, Cephalothecaceae. The transcript is spliced from 3 exons. The coding region runs from base 1 to 780 and encodes 259 amino acids. The record is from RefSeq and is a predicted model, not a curated record.